AUGUCUGCUUUUGGCUUAGAUCUGGACGAAUUGACGUCGGCUUUCGAUCCUAAAAAACCAUCUUCUGAGACUCUUGUAGAUACCGGUUCUACACAGUCUGGUGACUUCGAAGAAAAAAAGCGAAAAGCAGAAGCUUCACUCAAACCCUUAUUAAAAGAAGUAGAGGAAGAUUCUACAGAUGAUUCUCCCAAACGUUCAAAACUAUCUGUUGGUGAUACUCUAGAAUUUAAUGCUCCCAGAAUACAAAUACAUAAAAUCAGUUCACCUGAAACAUGUACACACGAGGUGGCUGUUCCCCCUGAUAUUGAAUACAAGCCAAUUAUUAAAGAUUGCGGAUUUCCAGCGAAAACUUUUCCCUUCACGCUUGAUGCAUUUCAGCAACAAGCAAUCAUAUGUAUUGAUAAUAAUCAGUCGGUGCUAUUAUCGGCUCAUACGUCAGCUGGCAAAACUGUUGUUGCUGAAUAUGCAAUCGCAACAGCAUUACGGGAAAAACAACGUGUAAUUUAUACUACUCCUAUUAAAGCACUUAGCAAUCAGAAGUACAGAGAAUUCUUCGAAGCCUUCCCGGAAGUAGGAUUACUUACAGGUGAUGCUACAAUCAAUCCCAGCGCUAGUGUACUCAUCAUGACCACAGAAAUCCUUCAAUCCAUGUUGUAUAAAGGUGCUUCAAUGGUGCGAGAGGUCGGUUGGGUUAUAUUUGACGAAAUUCAUUAUAUGCGUGACCCUGAACGUGGAGUGGUUUGGGAAGAAACUAUAGUGCUUUUACCUGAUAAUGUUCGUUAUGUCUCACCUUCACCAUCACCAUGUCAUGUUGUUUCAUCUGACUGCCGUCCUGUACCACUACGUCAUUAUCUAUAUCCUGUGGGUAGUGAGGGUUUGUUUCUCGUAUUGGACGAGGGUAAAUAUUUGGAGCAAAAUUUUGAACGAGCUAUGCGCUCGUUCCUUUCGGAUGAAUCAUCAAAUAAAAGACAAAAGUCACAAGUUGAUUACAAUAAACGUUCUGAAAAUAAUGUCAUUCAAAUUGUUCGUUUGGUCAAACAUCGCAGUUUGGAACCGAUAAUUGUAUUUAGUUUCAGUAAAAAGGAGUGUGAAAUCUAUGCACUGCAAUUAGCCAAAUUCGAUUUCACUACUGAUGCAGAGAAAAAAGUCGUUGAUGAAGUAUUCCGCAAUGCAAUCGAUGGUCUUUCACCUGAAGAUCGCGCAUUACCACAAGUUGAGAGUGUCUUACCAUUGCUUAAGCGUGGUAUUGGUAUACAUCAUGGUGGUCUUUUGCCUUUAUUAAAGGAAACUAUAGAAAUAUUAUUUUCUGAGAAUUUAAUUAAAUGUUUAUUUGCUACAGAAACAUUUGCCAUGGGUUUAAAUAUGCCUGCUAGAACGGUCCUAUUCACCUCGGCUCGUAAAUAUGAUGGACAGUCUUAUCGUUGGAUAACAUCAGGUGAAUAUAUUCAAAUGUCUGGUCGUGCUGGUCGUCGUGGUAAAGACGAUAGUGGUACUGUAAUUUUAAUGGUUGAUGAAAGUAUGACUAGUGAACUAGCUCAUCAAAUUAUGAUGGGUCCACCACCCCCACUGAAUUCAGCUUUUCAUAUCACUUAUAAUAUGCUGUUAAAUUUAUUGCGUGUUGAAGAAAUUAAUCCGGAAUACAUGAUGGAGAGAAGCUUUUGCCAAUUCCAAAAUUUUGCCAGUCUUCCUAAUAUGUAUAAAGAAUUGAAUGAAUUACGUGCCACUUAUGCAUCAACUGUUGUUGAUGAUGAAGAAUCCGUCGAAUCAUAUCAUCAAAUUCAAUUAUGCUUCGAUGAACUAGUUGGACAGCAAUGGCAGUAUAUACGACGUCCACAGUACAUAGUACCUUUUCUUCAACCAGGUCGUCUUGUUAAAAUUGUUCGUAAAGAUAGGUCAUCUACACCUGAAUCAUUUUAUAUACUUGAUUGUUUAUUAUGCACCAAUCCAUCUAGAUCGAAUUCAGAAGAAUCUGGUUGUGAUGUACCUAGUGGGAAUCCAGUAGAUAACUCGGAAAUUUCAAAUUCAGUUACUGUUACUGGUAGUGAUACAUCACCGAUGGCUGAGAUUAUUCCUGUACGAUUAGAUUGUGUUGUUGGUAUUAGUGCUGUACGUUUAGUUGUUCCAAAUGAUCUUCGUUCAAAAGAGGCUAGACAAGGUGUUUUAAAUGCAAUAGAAAAAGUGAAAAUACGUAUGGGUGGUAGUUUGCCAGUUUUGGAUCCUAUUGCAGAUAUGCACAUCAAUGAUCCACGAUUCCUGGAAGUAAAUGAGAAAGUUACUGCUUUUCAAGAGAGACUACAGCAUCAUUGGCUUCAUGAUGACCCACCUAAUCUGAAUAGUAAAGUUUCUUUAAUUCAAUUGGAAGAACUAUCGGCUCGUAAACGUGUAUUAAGACGAUUAAAUUUUGUUUCUGAAUAUGACGUAAUUGAGUUAAAAGGUUGUGUAGCCUGUGAAAUCACCUCGGCAGAUGAGUUAUUACUAACAGAACUUUUAUUUGAUGGGGUAUUCAAUAGACUGUCAUCUGAACAUAUUGCAGCAUUACUUUCUUGCUUUGUAUUUGAGGAAAGAGCUUCGGAAAUGCCCAAAUUAACUAAGGAAUUAUCUGAUGCUCUGCGUACAUUACAAGAUACAGCCAGACGUAUUGCACGUAUUAGUAACGAAUGUCGUCUCCCAGUUGAUGAAGAUAAUUACGUGGAUUCAUUUAAACCUCAUUUAAUGGAUCUUGUUGAUGCAUGGACAAGAGGAGCAUCCUUUGCUAGCGUUUGUUCUAUGACAGACUUGUUUGAAGGCACAAUUAUUCGUACAUUGAGAUUACUUGAAGAGUUAUUACGACAAAUGGCCAAUGCAGCUAGAACAAUUGGUAGCAAUGUUUUGGAAAAGAAAUUUGUUGAGGCUAUCGAAAAAAUCAAACGGGAUAUUGUUUUUGCAGCUAGUCUUUAUCUUUGA
Schistosoma mattheei is the source of this 2943-nucleotide messenger RNA. NCBI's taxonomy places the organism in Eukaryota, Metazoa, Platyhelminthes, Trematoda, Strigeidida, Schistosomatidae. The record is from the annotation of a GenBank genome assembly.